AAUCACAAGGCCUUUGAUUGCUGUCAAUUAAGGAUUGGUGCUUCGGCUGUCUACUAGUACUAACGACUAUGGAUGCUGUCGUGCAGUUGUUGCGAAACGGUCUUUGCUGCAUCAAGGACCUCGGACUGUUGACAGACACUUUCCUGUGGGAUCCCAACGUGACCCUGCGUUACUAUGAUUUGCCCGAGCCACUGCACAAGACGACGCCGCUGGAAGUCCUAAUCUCGAUUUGGCAACUGUAUGCCUUGCUCUCCACCACCACGUCAGGAUGGAAGAUGUUUUGGAGUAGUAUUGGAAAGUACCGUCGCGUUGUACGGUUGCUGACGAAACGCGCCUCCAACGUCAUUGCAUUUUCACCGGCCGAUCGCUUCAUCGAUGCCUCGCUCAUCAAGGAAGCUAAAUUCGCCUUACGGAGUAUCUAUAUCGGAUUAAAUGUAUUUUUUAUCGGUACUGGAUUUUUCUGGUUGACUGGGAACUCUUGGCACGUGACGGAAACAUCCUGGAUUGGUGGAUUGCCGGCACUCAUUCAGGCUCUGACCGUCAUGGAAUUAUGUCUUAUCCCGCUCUUGUGGUUUAUGUGGAAGGACACUUUAGAGCAGUGGGACAAAGCGAAUCGUAUGGAGAACUUGGCCCACGAUAUGAUGCAAUCCGAUAAAACGGUGUGGUCGGUGGAGGAUCUAGGGCUCAGCUCGAUGGAAACCUUGACACUAUGGCUGCCCUUUUGGGACGCAGGCGUCGGCGUGCUGGAGCCGUGCGACGAAAUUCACGAAGAAAAGCUCAUGGCUGCAGAAAAAGCGAAGCUCACGGCGUUGUUGGAGCCAUUCUCCGUGAAACAGGAGAAGACGAAAAGCAAAGACAAAAAGGUUGAGUCGAGUAUGCACCAGGAGACGUUGCGCUCCAAAGCCCAGGAGCUGUUGGGGGCUAGUCGAGUCACGCGAUGGGGUGGCUAUCGGGAAUUUGUUUAUCUGAUCAUAAACGCGUUGGCCUUCUACGGAUACCUUGUGGGCAUUGUAGUAUACUACUGGGAUGAUGAACAGAAACAGCCAGUAUACAUCAAGCAUUUGCUACUGAACAUGGAAAAUGACGCCGCCGACUGGAAUGGCAACUUUUUGGGGGAUUUUAUGUGGACCAUUGAGCCAAUUAUCAUUCUCUCAUCACCACUUAUCUUCCGAAUCCUCUCACCGAAGCCGAUUAAGGUCAAGGUGGACUAG
Phaeodactylum tricornutum CCAP 1055/1 is the source of this 1211-nucleotide messenger RNA. RefSeq lists its product with no specific name. The record is from RefSeq and is a predicted model, not a curated record. NCBI's taxonomy places the organism in Eukaryota, Bacillariophyta, Bacillariophyceae, Surirellales, Neidiaceae. Bases 69 to 1211 code for a protein of 380 amino acids. The transcript has a single exon.